Messenger RNA from Sinocyclocheilus grahami, 841 nucleotides. RefSeq names its product proteasome subunit alpha type-7-like. Lineage: Eukaryota; Metazoa; Chordata; Actinopteri; Cypriniformes; Cyprinidae. The transcript is spliced from 7 exons. The coding region runs from base 1 to 675 and encodes 224 amino acids. Gene Ontology annotation, cellular component: proteasome core complex. The record is from RefSeq and is a predicted model, not a curated record.
AUGGGUGCAUGGCCUUUGCAGGUUGGCAUCAGGGGGAAGGAUAUUGUUGUCCUGGGUGUUGAGAAGAAGUCUGUGGCAAAGCUUCAGGAGGAGAGGACAGUCAGGAAGAUCUGUGCUCUAGAUGAGCAUGUGUGCAUGGCCUUUGCAGGUCUGACUGCAGAUGCCAGGAUUGUCAUAAACAGAGCUAGAGUAGAGUGCCAGAGCCACAGACUGACAGUGGAGGACCCCGUUACUGUGGAGUACAUCACCCGCUACAUCGCCACACUCAAACAGCGCUACACUCAAAGCAACGGACGCCGUCCCUUUGGUAUCUCAGCCCUGAUCGUUGGUUUUGACUAUGAUGGGACUCCACGUCUAUAUCAGACGGACCCCUCUGGAACAUACCACGCAUGGAAGGCAAACGCUAUCGGACGCAGUGCAAAGACGGUGAGGGAGUUUUUAGAGAAAAACUACACAGACGAAGCCAUCGCGAGUGAUAACGAUGCCAUCAAACUGGCCAUCAAAGCCUUACUAGAGGUUGUGCAAUCCGGGGGCAAGAACAUCGAGCUAGCUGUGAUCCGAAGAAACCAGCCCCUAAAGAUUCUGGAGUCCAAAGAAAUCGAGACGCUGGUCACUGAAAUAGAAAAGGAGAAAGAGGAGGAGGCAGAGAAGAAGAAGCAGAAGAAAUCUUCGUAAAUCACAUGAUUUGUGUAGCUUAGUUUUGUUUAUACGGGCAGACGCACUUGACUCAGGCCCACACUGUACCCUCCUCCUCUCCUGCCUCUCAUCCAUUAAGAGCACAGUCUCUCAGUCUUCUGCUGAACCCACAGUAUCUGUGAAUGUUUUUGUUCCAGGAAAUAUA